CACGUGUCUGCCAGGCAGCUCGGGCUUUCCCCGUCCCCCGCCGGAGGGCUGGCCGGGCAGGGACGAUCCGAGGCGGCUGGAAGGAGAGAAAGAAAGAAGGAAGGAAGGAAGGGCUGGCGGAGCUCCAUGGCUGCGCUCUACGGCGGUGUGGAAGGGGGGGGGACCCACUCCACGGCGGUGCUGCUCUCUGAAGAUGGCAAGAUCCUGGCCGAGACUGAGGGGCCCUGCACCAACCACUGGCUGGUUGGAUCGGAGACCUGCCUGGAGCGGAUUGAUGCCAUGGUCCAAGAUGCCAAAAGGAAGGCCGGGGGCGACCUACACGUUCCCCUUCGAUCGCUGGGUCUCUCCCUGAGUGGAGGGGAGCAGAAGGAAGCCAUCCAGAAGCUCAUGGAGGACAUGAAGAGCCGCUUCCCACAUCUGAGCGAGAAUUACUUUAUCACGACCGAUGCCAUUGGAGCCAUAGCCACUGCUACCAACACCGGAGGCGUGGUGCUCAUCUCAGGAACUGGCUCCAACUGCAAGCUCAUCAAUCCUGAUGGCUCCCAGACCAGCUGUGGAGGAUGGGGCCACAUGAUGGGGGAUGAAGGAUCAGCUUAUUGGAUUGCCCACCUGGCUGUGAAGAUUGUGUUUGAUGGCUUGGACAACCUGGAGGUCCCACCACAUGAGAUCGACUACGUCAAGCAGGCCAUGUAUGACUACUUCCAGGUUUCCAACCGAAUGGGGCUCCUAACUCACCUCUACAGGACCUUUGAGAAGUCCAAGUUUGCGGGGUUCUGCCAGAAAGUGGCUGAAGGUGCCGAGGCUGGGGACCCCCUGUGCCGCUACGUUUUCCACAGGGCCGGAGAAGUCCUGGCACGGCAUAUCGUGGCCGUCCUGCCCAAAAUUGACCAGAUCUUGCUCCAGGGGGAUUCAGGAUUGCCAGUCGUCUGCGUGGGAUCCGUCUGGAAGAGCUGGGAGAUGAUGAGAGAAGGAUUUGUCCAGGUCCUCAGCCAGGCGCACAGCCAGCAGCUCAACGGGGCCUUCUCCAAGUUCAGUCUGCUGAAGCUGAAGCAGUCCUCGGCCCUGGGGGGGGCCAGCCUGGGGGCCAAACACAUUGGCCAGGCCCUCCCUCUGGACUACAAAGCCAACGUGGACGUCUUCUACACUCACUCCUUCGCCUAGAGACGGGCGCUGGAGGGGGGGGGAAGGAAGGGGGUUCAAAACAUGGAGAGACUCUGCUGCUUUGGGAGGGCCCCCAUUUGAAUGGGCAGGUCUUUCUCUCUCACACACAAAGUUGUUUAAUAAAAAAGUAGUGUGGUCUCCGUGGCAAUACCACACACACAGCAGAGUGCCUGGAUACGGGUAGCCCUUGACUUAACAGCCAUCCGUGGAGCAGGGGGUUGGACUAGAAGACCUCCAGGGUCCCUUCGAAUUCUGUUACAACCAUACAUUAAAUGACUGGUCAAAUUUACAAUGGCAUUGAAAAAAGGAACCUAUGACCGUUUCCCACACUUAUGACCACUGCAGCAUCCCCAUGGCCACAUGAUCAAACUUUGGACGCUCGACAACCGACUCAUAUUUAUGACGGUCGCAGUAUCCCUGGGGGGUCACGCGAUCCCCUUUUGCGACCUUCUGACAAAGUCAAUGGGGAAGCUGGAUUCGCUUAGCAACUGGGUUAUUCACUCAACAACCAAAGCGAUUCAUUUAAUAACUGGCAGGGGAGGUUGUAAAAUGGGGGCAAAGCUCACUUAACAGCCGUCUGGCUUAGCAACGGACAUUUGGGGCUCCGUUAUGGUCUACCUGAUUCCUGCUUGCAAGGGGGAUGGAGUCCGACCAGCUCUUGCUAAUCCCAGACCGGCUGUUCCUACCGGUCCCCAUGGCUUGAGUCAGCCCAGGCAGGCUCUGCUUGUCCUGGACAAAGACGACCCAUGGAGGGGCUUGGUAGCCCUACAACUGUGGGGCUGUCACAGCUAGAGAGUCAAGAAGUUAGGGCCUAACCUAAAGCAAAGCGAAGGCAUUUAAGCCCCCCCACCCAAAGCUUGAUUGGUGUUUAGAUAAAAGGUUUUGCAGCAGUCUCUUGCCUCUUCGGUUUGCCCGUUUCCCAGGCUCUCUU
Messenger RNA from Ahaetulla prasina, 2092 nucleotides. It is a transcript of the gene NAGK, whose product is annotated as N-acetylglucosamine kinase. Gene Ontology annotation, molecular function: N-acetylglucosamine kinase activity. Lineage: Eukaryota; Metazoa; Chordata; Lepidosauria; Squamata; Colubridae. The transcript is spliced from 10 exons. The record is from RefSeq and is a predicted model, not a curated record. The coding region runs from base 127 to 1161 and encodes 344 amino acids.